UGUUCUGCAGGAGAGACACAGUGGGACCCGAUGGAGGACAAGAUGAUCGAAAAAGAUCAAUAACUAACCGAUAACCGAGGACAAGCGGUCUAUAAGUUAGCCCGGUGUUCUGACGUCAUGUCUAAACAGAGAAGUACAGCUAAAACCCUGAUCAUCACAGACGAUGAGGAGGUUGAUGCUGAGGAGCUGAACCCAUUCUCCUUCAAAGAGUUUUUACGCUGGAAGAAGCAGGAUCUAGAUCAGGAUCAGGACCAAAACCAAGACCAGCACCAAUUCCUUGACAAUGAGCGGGCAAAAAGCAAAUCAAGUGGUUAUCAGAGGUUGUUUGACACUGGGAAUGUGACCUUUGACCCUGAGGUCAGGAGCUGCUUCUUCUCUGAACCUUCUCAGGCCCCACAGGAAGAGGAGGAGGAAUGGGGUCGGAGCUUCAAUUCAGGUGUAGACAGCACCUCCUCCCUUUGCACAGAGGAGGAAGAAGAAGAGGAAGAGGAGACGAGGUUCUCAUCAAAACCUGAAGUCCAACAGAAAGGAGGAGAGAACUAUGAAGGAGACGAUGAGACCUCCAUUGCUGAACCAGUCACCUCCCACAGGAGAAAGAGCGGGAGAAUCAGUCAGAUACAACAGUUGAAGGAGGAGAACAUGUCCUUGAAGAGAACCAUCCGGGAGCUUCAAAAGAAAUCAGACGCUAACGACCGCAGGGUGUUGGAGCUGUCUGAGGAGCUGCUCCAGAGAAGACGUCAGGAGGAGAGGGAGGCUCAGGAUCUGGAGAGUAUGGUUCACUCUGUGGAGCAGAACCUCCACCUGAUGACGAAGCGAGCAGUAAAAGCAGAGAGCAGUGUUUCCAAACUGAAGCUGGAGCUUCAGCAGCUGCAGGCGGAGGUUGAAUCUUUGCGUUUGGAGAACGACAGUCUGAAGGCAGCAGAGUCAGAAGUUGUCAUGACUAUGAGACACAAUGCUCAGGUGGCGUCUGAGUACCUUAACAAGACAGCAAGUAUCGCCCACUCCUCCAUCCGUCAGCUGUUGGGGGAAGCAGAGACGCUCCAUUUGGUCUCUCAGCUUCUUCAGUCCAUCGACAAGAUUUCCAACAUCCAGUCAGAGUCCUGAAGAGCCCAAGACCCCCUUCAGUCCCUAUGACCUCCACUUGAACCAUAUUUUUGACGGACAGGAGUUAGUUUUUUUUUUUUUUUUUUUUUUUUUUUUGUAGUGGAACAACACCAAAAAGACAAACUUUAAAGGUCAGAAGGUCCCUCAUUUCAUUGCCUCUCAUGUCCCAGUUUAGGGCGCACUCACACUUGGCCAUCCGUACCGUGUCUGGGCCCAUUUAAGCCUAAAGUCCAGUAUGUUUGACCAGUGUGAGUGCAUUCGUUCUGUGCUUGGGCACAGCACGCUUCACGGCCCCGGCAUGAAAGGACGAGGCAGGCCUAGGCACGGCACGAAUGCAAUUGAAGGAGCACAAGCACAGGAAUGUGAUGAAAUGUGAAGUAAUAACAUUGAAAGGACCCGCUUCAGAGCGCACAGAGCACACCAGGCAGCAGCUGCAUGCUAGAGCUGGCAGGAUUUUUCAAGAGAGAUAGGGAGAGAACUAUAUAUUUUGUCUCAUUGUGUUUUAACAAGUUAUAAAGAUUUUAUCAGAGCUGAAGAAUUCAAAGGGGGGGCAGGGGAGGGGCUCAAAUGGGUUUUAGCACAGUACGAAUACAGAUGGCCUAGUGUGAGUGUGCCCUUAACUACCCUCAGCUUCUUUCCUUAACGCCUCUCCUGGAAGCUUAAGCCAUGUUUCCAUCAGGGGGUCCGGUUUGAUUCAGUUCGGUUUGGUAUGGCUUGGUAC
Cheilinus undulatus (humphead wrasse) is the source of this 1825-nucleotide messenger RNA. RefSeq names its product endosome associated trafficking regulator 1 (gene entr1). Lineage: Eukaryota; Metazoa; Chordata; Actinopteri; Labriformes; Labridae. The transcript has 10 exons. Bases 118 to 1104 code for a protein of 328 amino acids. Gene Ontology annotation, cellular component: ciliary basal body; centrosome; midbody. The record is from RefSeq and is a predicted model, not a curated record. Gene Ontology annotation, biological process: positive regulation of cilium assembly; regulation of cytokinesis; positive regulation of protein localization to cilium.